Messenger RNA from Girardinichthys multiradiatus, 2549 nucleotides. RefSeq names its product phosphatidylinositol glycan anchor biosynthesis, class A (gene piga). Gene Ontology annotation, cellular component: glycosylphosphatidylinositol-N-acetylglucosaminyltransferase (GPI-GnT) complex. Lineage: Eukaryota; Metazoa; Chordata; Actinopteri; Cyprinodontiformes; Goodeidae. The transcript is spliced from 7 exons. The coding region runs from base 173 to 1594 and encodes 473 amino acids. Gene Ontology annotation, molecular function: phosphatidylinositol N-acetylglucosaminyltransferase activity. Gene Ontology annotation, biological process: GPI anchor biosynthetic process. The record is from RefSeq and is a predicted model, not a curated record.
CUGACGUGACUUCGCUAAUCACCAGGAAGUGGCGCCGGUGGCUAACUGAUUAGCAUGGAGCCAGCGAUUAAAAAAUGAAACCAAAGCAGAACCCCAGAUGUCUGCGUUUUAACAGGUUGGGACAAGACUGACUACGGACUGGCUGAGUUCAGACCUGCAACAGGACUGGAAAAUGGGCCAGAGAAGGAAAGUUGGGGCUGUACAUAACCCCUCAUCUCAGAGUGACUCUGGAGAAACCCCCAAGGUCCACAGCCAGAAACACAACAUCUGCAUGGUGUCUGACUUCUUCUAUCCAAAUAUGGGAGGGGUAGAAAGUCACAUUUACCAGCUGUCUCAGUGUUUGAUUGAAAAGGGACACAAGGUGGUAAUCGUCACGCAUGCCUAUGGCAGGAGGAAGGGUGUCAGGUACCUGACCAAUGGACUGAAGGUCUACUAUCUGCCCCUGCAGGUGAUGUACAACCAGUCCACAGCCACCACCUGCUUUCACAGUCUCCCACUGCUGCGCUGUGUGUUUGUCAGGGAGCGCAUCACCGUGGUGCACGCACACAGCUCCUUCUCUGCCAUGGCCCACGAUGCACUGUUCCACGCCAAGACGAUGGGCCUGAACACGGUGUUCACGGACCACUCGCUGUUCGGCUUCGCCGACGUCAGCUCCGUGCUGACCAACAAGCUGCUGACGGUGUCGCUGUGCGACACCAACCACAUCGUGUGCGUCUCGUACACCAGCAAGGAGAACACGGUUCUGCGGGCUACACUCAACCCUGAGAUCGUUUCCGUUAUUCCCAACGCCGUCGACCCCACCGACUUCACCCCGGAUCCCUCACAGCGUCCACCCGACCGGAUUACAAUUGUUGUCAUCAGCCGUCUUGUCUACCGCAAAGGAAUCGACCUGCUCGGUGGAAUAAUCCCGGAGCUUUGCCUCAAACAUCCCGAUCUACAUUUCUUAAUUGGCGGCGAGGGGCCUAAGAGAAUUGUGUUGGAGGAAGUGAGAGAAAAAUACCAACUUCAUGACAGGGUACGUCUGCUCGGCGCUCUGGAACAUAAAGAUGUACGCGGCGUCUUGGUCCAGGGUCACAUCUUCCUCAACACAUCGCUGACCGAAGCCUUCUGCAUGGCCAUUGUGGAGGGAGCCAGCUGUGGACUGCAGGUGGUGAGCACUCGUGUGGGUGGAAUUCCUGAGGUGUUACCUGAGGAUCUGAUCACGCUAUGUGAACCAACUGUGCUCUCGUUGUGUACUGGUUUAGAAAAGGUAAUAUCCAAGCAGAGGUCUGGCUCUGUGCCCUCACCUGCCUCCAUUCAUGCUCGUGUGAAAAACCUCUACACCUGGAGAAAUGUGGCAGAGAGGACUGAAAAGGUGUAUGACAGAGUAGCUGGAGAAGAGGUGCUUCCACUGGAGAAGAGGUUACGGAGACUCAGGUCUCACUGCGGCCCCGUGGCUGGCUCUAUCUUCGCCUUUGUGGCAGUGCUGGACUUCCUCUUCCUGCUGCUCCUACGGUGGUUGGUACCAGACCAGCACAUGGACUUGGCUGUGGAUGCCACAGGUCCACAUGGACUCUGGACACAGACAAGGCAGAAACAUGAAGCUGGUUGCUAAAGUGCCACAAAGAAAGAACAGUAAAUGACCCCCGCCUCUCCUUCAGCUCCUGACACAGUGUUGGACCAUUGUUAUAAUAGCUACCUAAUGCUGAAUAUGCUCAGGAGAAUCCUUAAUGGUGUUUACAUUUUAUUAACAACAUCGACUUUGUGUGAAGGUGUUUUAUCUGGAGAUGUUUUUGCACUUUUUAUUGAUUUAUACACCCAUGUAGUACUGUGCAAAACGUCUUGAGUCAUCAUUCAAUUCUUAUACUUUACUGCUUAGGAGGCAGAUGUUCUUGAUGUAUUUUAAACUGGUCUUGAUUUGAAGUUCUCCAGACUUUUUGCAUGGGUAUAUUUUUAUAUUUUGUUCAUUUUUGAUACCAAAGCUUGACAGAUUAUUUCAAAAUUAGCCAUGAUCAGCUGAAGUAUAAUGUUUCUUUGUCUGAUCAGAUUUUUCUUAGAUUUUUUCUUUUUUUUUAAGACUAUCUGAUCCAUAUUUUGUCUCCUCCACAUCACCCACUUCACUCAUUUUUAACCAUAUUCCACCCAAUAUGCUCUCAGGGUCAAGAAAAAGUACUGGACCUAAAAAUAAGCGCAAAAAAGCAGCCAAACUCCAAACGAAAUUGUUGAUGGAUUUUCAGAAAGCAUUGAGAAUUACUGACCGAGACUGCUCUAAAAACUUCAGACAGAAAUCUGGUUCCCUGGACGCAAAGUAUAAGGAACUGAAGGUUUAAAACUUUUGCACAGUGCCAUUCAUUGCACAGAAAGAAAGGGGAGUGGAAAGAGUAUUUAAAUAUGCAAAGAUCAGCCAAAAAGCUGCAGUAUCUUAUCUCCUGUUACUAAUGGACCUUGUGGUAUGACUUAUAAAAUGUACUUUUCAUAUAAAGCUGUAUGUCAUGGUAGUUUUACCAAGUGAUUAUUUGGGUUAAUAACAAGUCGGUCUGGGUAAUAAAGUACUUAAAAAAAUGGAAAAA